This is a messenger RNA of Sinocyclocheilus grahami, 3086 nucleotides long. Its product is annotated as arf-GAP with Rho-GAP domain, ANK repeat and PH domain-containing protein 1-like. The transcript is spliced from 18 exons. Lineage: Eukaryota; Metazoa; Chordata; Actinopteri; Cypriniformes; Cyprinidae. Gene Ontology annotation, biological process: signal transduction; positive regulation of GTPase activity; regulation of cell shape. The coding region runs from base 1 to 1674 and encodes 557 amino acids. The record is from RefSeq and is a predicted model, not a curated record. Gene Ontology annotation, cellular component: cytoplasm. Gene Ontology annotation, molecular function: GTPase activator activity; phosphatidylinositol-3,4,5-trisphosphate binding.
AUGAGCAUAUUCCUGAGCCGUGCUCUCUCUCCGCAGGCGCUGUGCAUUAACGUUCAGUCGAGCGAUGUGUGUGAGACGCUGGCGCUGGUGUUCUGCGGCGCAGAUGUGAGCUGUGACACCGGUGACCCUGAGCUGCCCUCCCCGAUCGCUCUGGCCCAACACCACGGACAGAACCUGCAGCUGGAGUUCCUCACGCAGAACCGCAACACAGAACUCCCGAGGUCAGAGGUGAAGGUCGCCAUAGACAGGGUGCACUACAUGGCCCCGCCCUCCGUCACGCAUAAUGGGUUUCUAUUUAAGACCGCCUCCAUGGCUCGACCAAUCACAGAGAAGAAGGGGAAAGAAGAGUUUAGUCGGCGCUGGUGUGUGCUGAAUGACGGGAAUUUUAGCUACUAUGAAAGUGACAAAAACGCUACUCCGAACGGAGGACUGAAGAUGAAGGAGAUCGUCUGUCUGGCUGUCAACGCUCCCGAGACUCAUGGGUACGAUCACACGUUUGAGCUGUACUCGGAUGCCGAGCGCUUGUAUCUGUUCGGCACUGAUAAUCCCGAGACCAUGGGCGAGUGGGUCAAAUCCAUCGCAAAGUCGUUCAUUCCCGCGGCUGCGGAGGAUCUGUUACUGAAGGACUUCGAGCGCAUCGGCCGGCUGCGUUAUAAAGACAGACUGAACCGGGAGAUGUCGAGACUGGGCUGGUUCUGUCUGGUGGGGUCCAGUCUGCACAUCCGGCUGGAGGAGCACACCGCAGAAGAGACCAUCGACCUGCAGAAGCUCCUGGAGCUCUCGAUCCAGCCGGAGAAUGAGGUUCUGGUUCUGGUGGAGCGAGGCAGGACGCUGUACAUCGAGGGCGAGAGGAAGCUGGACUUCCAGGGCUGGGCGGCAGCCAUCCAGAGGAAUGCUGGGAGUUCUGGAGACACACUGAGUCAGCAGCAGCUGACGGAGGCCGACAUUCCCGUGAUCGUGGAGCGCUGCAUUCAUUUCACCACUCAAUACGGUCUGACCUCAGAGGGAAUCUACCGUAAGAGUGGCGUGAACAGUAAGAUCGCCGCCCUGCUGGAGGAGUUCAGACGCGACGCCAGAUGUGUUUGGCUGAAGGAAGGUGAACAUCAGGUGGAUGACGUCUCCAACGUCCUCAAGCGCUUCUUCAGAGGCAUCGAGGAGGGAUUGUUUGGCCUGGAGGCGCACAGCUGGCUCAGUGCUACAGUUUUUUCAGAUGAGAGCAGUCGGAUCUGUCAGUAUCGUCUUCUGCUGUGGAAUCUGCAAAAGCUGCAAACCCCAGAGCUGCAGUGUAGUAAUCGUCCAGAGAGAGAGUGGCCCGUCAAGUGUCUAAAAGUCUAUCAUGGCAUUAAAAAGAAGCUCCGUCCACCAACAUGUUGGGGUCUCACAGUCAUCUAUGAAAGUGAGAAGCAGGAAAAGCAGGAGAGACAACAGUGGUAUCUCUGCUGUGACACACAGAAUGAAAUGAGGGAAUGGUUUGCUACCUUCAUGAGCAUACAGAACGGAGGUCGUGUGUGGCCGGCGGAGUGGUUGAAAUCUCGUGCGGCGAGUCGCUCUGCGCCGCUGGACGCUCGCUUCGGUAACGUGUCUCUGAUUCCUCUGCGCGGCAGCGAGAACGAGAUGAGGAAUAGUGUCGCCGCUUUCACUGCCGAUCCUCUCGCCCUCUUCAGAAAUGUUUGACGGAGUGAAUGUUGUUCAGGAACUGUAGGUGUAUGCGGGUCACAGUCACAUCAGGCCGUCGAUCGCUCUGAUCCGGAUCAGUUCAGUCCGUCUGGAUCUUCUCACGCACUUUGACCUCCACAGAGGUGACAGCACCUUACAGCACAGGUCAUUCUGGGACAUCAGACUGUUACUGGCCUCCAUUCUCGUGGAUCAUUGUGAUGUUGACACGUGGAUCAUUGUGAUGUUGACACGUGGAGCGUUUAGUGUCCAUCUAACCCACUUAAACACCCGGAGGCGUCCGUGUUUUCUGUUUAACCUUCACACUUUUUACAGACUUUAUAACUUAUUUCAGCCUGUUUUAAUAUCAAUCAAAUGGAAUCACAUCAAGAACUUUAAAGGUCAAAGGUCACGGAUCAGUCCAUAGAGAGAGCGAGAGAGUGUGUGUGUGUGUGUGUGUGUGUGUGUGUGAGAGAGAAAUUAAUGGUGCAUUCACAUCAUGGCAGAAUGACCAUUUAUAUAUAUAUAUAGAUAUAUACACACAGGGUUCCUACAGGGUCUGGAAAAGUAUGCAAAAGAAAUUAGAGUAUGAAAAGUAUUUGUGUUUCCAGACCUUUGCCCCUAUUUAGUUUUUUCUAUAAUAGAAAAUUAAGAAUUUAAAUGUAUUGUAUAAGACGUCAAAGUCAAAAUACGACUGGAUGAAUUCAAAGUGCACUUUUCACUAUGCAAAAUGCAGGUUAUAAGCUUUUUGGGUUUAUUCUCACAAUAUUCUUAGCACUGUAUAACAUAGCCUCAAGGACUUCUGCAAAAAUAAAAUAUAUACAGACUUUUGUGCGCGCACAAGAAACCAUUAAACUUAACAUUUAGGACAACGCACGCUGAGCCACCUAUUGCGCCAUCAGCCCAUUUCACACUGUGUUUUUGUCCUCCUCAAAGUAUGCGUUAAAGAGACCUAAGGCCAUGAAAUAUGGCACACUGCCCUAACGAAAGCCACAUUUUUUACAGUACCAGUCUUUUUCAUAGACUCUUGAACUUGGCAGAUUUUAUGCCGUCAGCCCGUUUCGUGUCAUGGUUUCUCCGCCGCCACAGAGAUGUGUUCAGUUAGACAUUAGGCCUUUAUAUUAGAGGUACUACCAUAAGAAAAGCAAGUAGAUCUCUAUUAAUUCAUGUGCAUCCAUGCUAUCGUUUUAUUCAUAGUAAGAUGGCAGUGAUGCACAAAGGAGAUAGGUUAUAUAAAACUAGAAACUGUAAUGUGUAAGCAUGCAAACAAAAAGAUUCUUGUGUGCAUGUAAAAGACUGUUGUUUUUUUAUUUUAUUUUAGGGGCUCUGUAUGUUGUCACUUAGAGAAAAUCAAAGAAAAAAACCCCUGAGAAAAUAAAAAUAUUUACAGAUGACUGUACUAUAUACCAAAUAUAAUGCUGAAAAUAAUGCUC